CCACAGCCAACUUCAGUCCUGAUCAACGGGACCCUCAGGACCACACCAAUCUUAAUAUGACAUCCAUUCCCUUUUAUUAGACUGUUUAAAAUAAAGGGGAAAAUAAAAAUAAAUCGACAUUUUAACAGAAAAAUAAAGAAAAUGCACACUUAACCGUAGUUAAACAUUUUAAAGGACAUACCGCGCUAACUGGAUAUUAUUCGCUCUGGAUAUUAAGGAUUUCCCACUUCUGCAGACUGAACAUUUAUGUCGCGUGGACGCGACACCGACGACAGCAUAGCGGUGGAUUUCUUGAUGUGAAUUUUGAAAGAAGUUUGUCGUUUCAAUGAAUCUUUCAGUCUAUACAAAACACCCGUCACGAUGAAUGAAGUUCUCAUCGGAUUUCACAUCUACUAGGUGCGAUUUAAACAGAGAAACUGACGGACAAAGAGUCAUCUAUCACCUGAACCAUCCCUCGAGGAUUCUCCCUCUCUCGCUUUCUCUCUCUGAAUACCUGUUUCGCAUCCAUCCACAAGUACAUACUUCACCCACAAGACUUUAUUUUGCCUUGACCUUCAACUUUAAAGUAACUGUCAAAAUUUUGCCUUUCAUAUAGCAGGUCAAUACAGCAAAUGUGAUCCCUCAGGAUGCAGCGCGUUUUAAUGCUCGACGGCCACAUUGAAAGCAUAUAAUUGAAAACAAAAGCACACGCGAGCGUGAGAGACCUGGAAGCACCACACAUAAAGCUGCAAAACACUUUCAGGGGUUGGUGGUUGACAGCAGACAUGGCUGCCAUAGCAGUUGUCCCCAACUACACCCCAUCAGUAUGGGUACGGUUAUGCCAUGCCAUUCCCCGCCUAGACUUGACCCUGCAGAUCCGAGAUAGUGUGUUCACGCCAGACAGCUGGGAGUACCAGCAGACUCUUCUGGUCCUCUCCAGCUUUUCUGCCAUCGCUCUCCUCCUCUCGUUACUUGUCGUUCUUUCCUUCCUCAUCCACUACUGCUGCUGCCAUCGCGGUGAAGGGGGCAGGGACGCAGAUGAAGAAGAGGAGGACGACGAUGCCAGCGGUGGCCAUGGAUACGGCAGCAGAAAGGGGCGUGGCAUCUGUUGUGUCACAUGGGUAUCGGUCACGGCGGUGAUAUUGUGUUGUGUUGCCAUAGGCGUUGGUUUCUACGGCAACAGUGAGGCGAACGAUGGGAUGUAUCAGUUGACCUCAUCUUUGCUCACUGCCAAUUACACGCUGGCUUCCAUCGAUCUACUGGUUUCAGACACUGUGACCGGGCUGCAGCAAUCUAUCUCAGGUCCCUUGACCUCCAUGGAGGAGGUGUUUGGAGGACAUAAACCAGCUCUCGUACCCACGCGCUCCUGCAGGCGUCUGUCAGAGCGGGUGGUGUCUCUCCUUUCCAACCUGACAUUGGGAAAAGGUCUGAUACCUGUCAAUGAUGGAAUUUACAGGGCCAAUGGAAGUGAAAGCAUAGUGGGAGCCCUGACCCCAGCUCCACCAUCUGUGACCCUAACCCUCAGUCCAUCCUCCAAUAACGUUCCUGUGCCAUUCGCUCCAGGCUGGGCAGCCAACACGCUCAUGGUAAAUGAAGACUACAGGUGGCUGUCAUACGUGCUGUUGCUUUUGCUGGAUUUGGUGGUGUGUUUCUUUAUUCUUCUUGGUUUGGCCAAACAGGCCCGCUGGCUACUUAUCCUGAUGACAGUGCUGACCUGGCUGGCUCUGUUUCUGAGUUGGGGUUCUCUUGGACUUGAGACAGCCACUGUGGUUGCCCUAAGUGAUUUCUGCUUUGACCCAAACACAUUUGUUCUGAACUCCACUCACUUCAACUCUAAGACAAGUACAGAAAUCCUGGACUACUACUUAACCUGCAACAGGAGAAUGAACAGCCCAUUUCAGCAGCUACUGACCCAGUCCCAGAGAGCACUGUCCAGCAUUCACUCCCAUCUGUCCAAUCUGGAGAGAGACACCCUUCCUCGGUUUCCAAAGGCAGAGAAGUCACUCAGGGAGGUACAGCAGAUCCUUAACUCUACUGAAGGCAACUUCCAUCAGCUUGUAGCUCUUCUUAACUGCAGAGGGCUGAACAAGGAUUACGUUGACUCAUUGAAGGGCCUGUGCUAUGAUGGGAUGGAGGGAUUGCUCUAUCUUUCCCUCUACUCGUUUCUCUCAGCUUUGGCAUUCACAGCCAUUCUUUGCUCGCUCCCCGGAGCCUGGAGGAGCUUUCACAGCGAUUCAGAGGAAUACGAGGACUCGGACAGCGAAAGCGAGGACCCCUUCACUUCUCAUCAGGCACGUAGACAGACGACCAUGGGCUCCCAGCGAGGGGCCUUGCCCCCCUUCUAUAAUUACCAGGGGGCCGCCUGGACUCCCCCAUUUUCUAGCGCGCCACCUUUACCGACUCCAAACGUUUCCUCCAAUGGCAACCCUGGUUAUGAGAACCUGCCUUUGAGUGACAGGCAGUCCCCACCCCCCUCUUACUCUCCCAGCAUGCUGACUGGCUAUGGGGGCAGUCAAUCACACCCCAACCCUGCCCAUUCCAGAAACAUGUACUCGCACUAAUGAUUUUUUAUGUAUAGUAGAAAAAAUGUAUAGGAAGGUUAAUUUUCAUAUGGAUGGACACUUUAUGAGAUGAGAGACUAAUUUAAAAGAAGUUUUAAUUCUAGAUGUUAAAUAUCUGUGACGUCAGUACCAUUAAGUCUUGGAAGCGUCUGAGUUUAACCAACCUGAUCUCAUGGGAAUCAUAUGUAUUUUACAAGUUGGCAAAUUUGUAUAAAAUAAACUGUACUUAAAUGUAUGAUUAUUAGAAAUAAAAAACAAUAAUGAUAUCCCACCACCUUAACCACGUCCCUAAACCCAACUUCAUAGGGACGAAAGCAGAAACGUACAAAUUCUUAAAUAGCCAUCUUGUUAAAAUGCCGUGAGAUUGUGUUGGUGUUAAAAUGACUGUAUGUUCAUUUAGUCGUAUGGACCUCUCACUUCCUCUUCCUGUAGUGUCAUUGUAUAAAUCGCUCUGAGAUGGAAACAGGACGGUAUUGACGUUACACUAGUGGUCUAUUUUUAAAUGUACUGUAUAACCACUUUAAUUUUGUAGUUUUUAUAUUGUUAUAUGUAGUCACAGAUACUUAGUGGCAAUGGCACAAUUUUGUUGUAAGAUUAUGCAGUUUUCUUUUCACAUUUAAAAAAAAAAAUAUUUGACAGGGCCCUGUUUUAUAAGUGGCAGUUCUGUAUUACCUUGUAUACCUUCUGAUACUAUAUAAUACUGAUUUAUUUAUAUAAUAUAAAUAUAUAUAUAUAUAUAUAUAUAUAUUCAAUGUAUAAAUGUUUGAUUGUUAAUGCUGUUUGAUGAUCAACAAAACAUCAGUAAAACAUUGUUGAGGGCUGGUGCCCAUUUCCUCUGCUGGCUUUGAGCAAUACAACUGAGUUUUGCCAUUUGCAAACAUUGGCCAUAAUGUAAGCAGCAAUAAUCAUCAGGACUUGCAAGCACCAUUUGUCUCUGUGUGUGUGUGUGUGUGUGUGAGAGUAUAUACAGUGUAUAUAUAUAUGGCUAUCAACCUGUUGUUAAUCCUUAAAAAUUAGUUUCUAUGGUUUAAUGCUCCUUUUGAAUGGCAUCCUUUUUCACUAAAGAGUCUAAUAUAAAAGAAAUAAAAAUACAGUAACAAAAGUGAAAUGUUUCGUUGGUGUUUUUAUACCUGCAGAACUCCAAUAAACUCAAAUAAGCAUACACACACACUACAUGGAUAUCCCUUUAAACAUUAUGGAUACAGCUACACACAGGUGCAUAAAAUAAAGGAUACAAUCUUUUUUUUUUACUUUUUGGGUCCAUUUUCUGUAUUCUGCAAAAAGUGAGAUGAGUGAAACUAUUUACAUAACUUUUCUUCAGGUAAAGUUUGAAAAAUUGCAAGUUUAAAGUUAUAAAACAAACUUAACUCUAAAUAGUUUAAAAAAGGAGCGAGUGUAAGAGGAGUGAGAGUAAGUGUGAUUGUUUUGUGAUUGCGUGAAAAGUUAACAGAAAUGAGUUAAGCAAAAAACCUGUAACAUCCUGUGAAAUCUUCACAGACGAGUAGAAACUGUUAUAGCAGAGGAGGAACUACUCCUCAUUAAUGUCAAUUCUUUGUUAACAUUUAAUGUAUUUGGGUCUUUCCACAUGUUAAAAUAUGUAGUGCAUAUUGAUUUACAUAUUAAAAAAAGUAAUAUCCUCAGUGGUCACUAUGUCAGAUCCAGAAGAUAACUGGUCAUUAAGACAACAAAUGAAAUUUAUAGCAACAUUUCAUCACAAAAAUAUGACACUUGAUCCACACUGGUUCAUUAUUAACUCCUUUAGUCUAAUAUGGUAUCAUGAUUGGUGAUCAUAAGAAGUUGCACUUGUUAUUGUGAAGUUAUUCAAGUUUUUUUCCUGUUAUUAGUUAUAGUCUU
Molecule: messenger RNA, 4394 nt
Organism: Paramisgurnus dabryanus
Lineage: Eukaryota; Metazoa; Chordata; Actinopteri; Cypriniformes; Cobitidae
Source: RefSeq, a predicted model, not a curated record